Molecule: messenger RNA, 1199 nt
Organism: Rubroshorea leprosula
Lineage: Eukaryota; Viridiplantae; Streptophyta; Magnoliopsida; Malvales; Dipterocarpaceae
Source: the annotation of a GenBank genome assembly
AGUGGGUGUAACGCUAGCACUUCUGAUCCCCGCUAGUGGGUGUAACGCUAGCACUUCUGAUCCCCGCUAGUGGGUGUAACGCUAGCACAUGUCGACAUGUUUACUGAUAUGACCGGUUUAUUCUAACGCUUGCCACUGGGCGAAUACAUUGGCACAUUCUGACGCCUGCCACUGGGCGAAUACAUUGGUAAAUUCCGACGCCUGCCAAUGGGCGAACACAUUGGAAGCGAAACCGAGGACGGGGAAACCGAGGGGAGUGACGAGUUAGAAGGCUAGCCAUUUCGAGAUUGAUCUAGAUUUUAGAAAUAAAUCAUGAUCUUGUAAACUAGAGCGUAUUUGGAGAUUUUACGAUAUCAGAGAAGUUUAAAAAUUUUAUCUUGAGAUUUUGUGGUAUCAGAUUGUAAUUUGAAUAAGUUCCGAGCCUUGUGCACUUGUGGGACCCGUCUCACGAGUGCAAGGCGUCUGUCGCGCCUCGAAUUCGGGUUUUAGGGCGUGACAGGCUGCCUGAUGUACUAUUUGUUUAUUUGAGAGAGAACAAUGUCAAAAUAUGAAUCCUCAACAAAUUCAAGCAAAACGAGAGAGAGACCUUGUGCCCUGGUUUGAACAAGCUGUAAUUAGUGAUGAGUUCAUUAAUGUCUAUGAGCAUAUCAAAGGUUUAUCUAACGAUCCAAAAAAUUAUGUUUCUUGCUAUAAUGGAUAUAUUGUCAAUGAAUUCCGAUUUCACACUGCCCUCUAUGGCAGAAAUAAGCGAACAAUGAAUUAUGAUGUCGGUGUUGUCAGAUCUAUUGGUACUGAAUCAGACUAUGAUUUUUAUGGUGUGCUUCAAGAAAUAAUUCAGAUUGAGUAUUAUGGAUCGAUCCAUCGACAAGUAGUUGUUUUAUUCAAAUGUGAUUGGUACAAGAUUCCUCCUGCUCAAGGGGUUCAAGUGGAUCAAAAACAUCGAUUGGUUGACAUUAAUCCUAGAAGAUACCUUCGAUCUUAUGAGCCUUUCAUUCUUGCUAGUUUGGCAAGGCAAGUUAAUUACACACCAUACCCAUCUAUUAAUCAUGAAAGAAGGGGAUGGAUUGCUGCACUUAAAAUUAAAGCUAGGAGUAUCAUUGAGGCUCCUGAGAAUAAAGAUGACCAACAAGAAUGAUUGACACCAUAUUUCCAAGACGAUAAGCCUCCUAUUCCUCAACAAAUAAAUAUUGAUGACAUUG